GCUUCGUCAUCGCCGCCACUUCCGGUCUUUCAAUCGCUUGCGCUUCUCCCUCCCUAGUGUUAGCCUAGCAGCGAGCUAACUGAUGGCACGUCCUCGUUCGAGGCAACCCCUCCGGUAGUAUCGAGAGCUUCCCCGGCCUCUUCCCUCAUGUUAGCCCGCCUCGUGUCGCCGCUCGUGCCGCUCCUGCUGCUGGCCCCGACCGCGCACGCUCACAUCUUCCAGCUGGACUCGCUGUCCAACGUGUCCUCGUACUACUUCAACUACAUUUACUGCAACAUUUGGGAGGGCGAGUGUCAGCCCCACCUGGACGAUGCGACGCAGCAAGUUCCUGCGAGGGACGUGUGGGCCGGUUUUGUCCAGGACUCCACGAACCUGCUGUACCGCUGGUACUGCAGCCUGGGCCAGUGCUGCGAGACCGGCGACUGCAGGGUGACCAACAACAUCACUGGUUUGGCUCAAGACCUUCAGAGCAAGCUCCACGGGCAGCACCUGGCCCAGUCCGUGGUUCUGAAAGCAAUCCAGGGUUUUAUCAACAACCCGGAGUCCAACAAGCCCCUGACGCUCUCCUUCCACGGCUGGUCGGGCACCGGGAAGAACUUCGUGGCCCGCAUGGUCGCGGAUAACCUUUACCGCGACGGGGUGAAGAGCGAGUGCGUGCGGCUGUUCAUCGCGCCGUUCCACUUUCACCACGCGAGGAUGGUGGACACGUACAAGAGUCAACUGAAGGAGGCGAUCCGGGACACGGUCCUGCGAUGUUCCCAGACGCUGUUCAUAUUCGACGAGGCCGAGAAGCUGCACCCGGGCCUCAUCGACGCCAUCAAGCCGUACAUGGCGCACUACGACAACGUGGAUGGGGUCAACUACCGCAAGGCCAUCUUCCUCUUCCUCAGUAACAUCGGAGGAGCGACAAUCAACGACGUCGCGUUGGACUUUUGGCACUCGGGUCAGAACCGAGAGGACAUCGGGAUGGAGGAUCUGGAACACCGACUACGAGCAGAAACAAUGGAGGCUCAUGGCGGUUUCGCCAAGAGCGAGCUGAUGUCCGCCCACCUGAUCGACUUCUUCGUGCCCUUCCUGCCGCUGGAGUACCGCCACGUCAAGCGAUGCGCGAAGGACGCCUUCGCCGCACGAGGCCUGGAGACGGACGAGGCCACGCUGGACGAGGUGGCCAAGGCCAUGCUGUACAUCCCCAAGGAGGAGAGACUGUUCUCGGCCCAAGGGUGCAAGUCCAUCCCCCAGCGGAUCAACUUCUUCCUUCCUUAGAAACAAACGAGGGAGACGUGUGGAGGGGGUGUGCGUUUCCACUCCCCCGCAGGUGCAAAACACGGCACGCGUGUCGAGCCGGGUCACUUGCGCGAGGUUGGACAACGAGAGCACUUCCUGUGUGAGGCGGGCGGAACCGAGCGCCGUCGCACGACGGCGGCGCGGCGGCGUAAGAGGACGUGCCGCUGCCGCUUGCUGGGGAUGAGCAACACCACGCGGUUGACUACAGUGGGGGAAAUAAUUAUAUAUAUCAAAAAUUUUAAGUAUCGAUUAUUUACACAAAGGUGGCCAAAAGUACACAAUCUCAGUACUUGUACUAAAGUACAGUGGUGCUUUGAAGUACGAGUUUUAUUAGCCUCCUUAAUUACCACAUGGCGGCACGGCUGGUAGCCUCACAGUUCUGAGGACCCGGGUUCGAUCCCAGCCCCGUGCCUGCGUGGGUUUUCUCCGGGCACUCCGGUUUCCUCUCACAACCCAAAAACAUUAAUUGGACACUCUAAAUUGCCCCAAGGUGUGAUAGUGAGUGCGGCUGUUUGUCUCGAUGUGCUCUGUGAUUGGCUGGCAACCAGUUCAGGGUGCACCCCGCCUGAUGCCUUUUGACAGCUGGGAUAGGCUUCAGCACUCACCGCGACGCUCGUGAGGAUAAGUGGCAAAGAAAAUGGAUGGAUGGAUUACCACAAACUCAAAACACGUACCUCAUCACCAACUAUUAAGUCUCCUUCCACUCCAAGGAAACCAAUGUGAAUUGAUAGCGGACGGACUUUGUGAGUGUGCUGCAGUCGUCUAGCGGUGGGCGUCCGAAGCACGUUCACAGCUCAAAUUUGUGGUCUUAUUGCAAAGGCAAACUAGCGGCUCGGAUCUUGAAAAACGUGUAAGUUAAGCACUUGUAACUCAAGGCGCCACUUCUUUAUGGAAGUAAAUAGGUACCACCAGGAUUUGAAUUUGGAAUGUAAAGUGAUCACGUUUUCAAUAGUUGUAUUUCAGUGUAACUUUUCAAUGUUGACAAUUCAACCGGCUACAAUUCGCUGUCUAAAAUUCACCGUCUCCCACCAGGCAGGGUGAAUUCAGGUCGGAACCAAACAGCCAGUUACGCUUUCUUAUUAGUGACGUCAUGUGACUAAGAAAGAUUGGCUGGGUGUUCAGUUCUGACCUGAAGUAACCCUGCCUGGUAGUGAAUUUCAGACUGAAUUGGAGCAACUAUUGAAAAUGUGAUCACUUGACAUUUCAAAUUCAAAUCCCCUUUUCUGUGGCAUUUCUAAUUCAAAUCCUGGUGGUACAUAUUUACUUCUAUACUCCUUGUAUAAAAAACAAAAAAGAAGAGAAGUAAAAUAACUGAUUUCUAAGUUCAGUUAUAAAGUACAAAGUAUGAGUACAUACUUUCUAUUGUCGGUUAAUUGAAAACUGGCACAAUGUAAAACUAAGGCAUGUAAUAUUUUUCACUGACCAGUAUAUUAUGUAUUUAGAAGAUAAAUCAUAAGAGACGAUUUAAAAAAUGUGUUCCCAAAGCUUUGCAAAAUUUGUGAAAAAAGCUAAUGAAACUACUGUGCACCAUACGUGAAUGUAUUUUCUUUAACUUGUGUGAUUUGGGGAGGGCUGAAACAAAACUUGCACAAUUAUUUUUUUUGGAAUUAUGAUUCUGAGUGUGAAGACUGUCUUUGUCGAUGUGACAUUUUUUUUGCCAUCCUCCAACCUUCUUCAGUUGAAGCUUCAGCAAUUUUGGAUGAUACUGUCAUGUACGACCAUCAUAAAGAAAUAACCAUAAAUUAAUUCCUUUUGCUAUGGAGCAAAUUUACAAAUUCGGCAGGGGAUUAAAUAAUUAUUUCCUCCACUGUGCAAAAGUGUUAGGACACCGUUGGCUUUGUUGUCGUGAUCUUUUAUCACCACACAUCGUGACAUAUAAGCAAAUACUAGUAGGAUAGGAUUGAUUUAAAUUAUUAAGUCGUAAACACUCCCCAAGGCUUCAGCGCAGUAGUUCGAUGUCCAGCCACCCCCUACCCACUUUUUAAUGUUGCACUAUUUUUUUUUUCUGUUGAAACGUCACGAUUUCAGCGUUAUGACAUCGAAGUGGGGCAAGUGACCCGCGGUGUUAAAAUGACCAAGAACUGAAUCGUUACCAUGUAAGCAACACGAGACUAUAUCAUGUCAAAAAGUUGUGAGGAUAAGCAUGGAAAUGGAUGGAAGGAUACUUUUAAAUGCGACCAUGUCGUUUUUGUAUAUUUUUCAGCACUUCGCAUUUGCUUAUUGUUUUUGUCACGUGGUUUUGCUCUUUGAUGUGUUGAAUUCUACAUAAUGUGAAAACAAUUAAAAAGACAAACCCUAUUUCUGUAUUUUUUUUAAUAUUCAUCUUGAAACCCAAUACGAAUAAUACAUGCUCAGUGUCCUAAUAAAUAAAUAAAGGCAUAAUUGUGGUCACAUUUAAAUGCUGGAGGUUUUGAUGGUU
Syngnathoides biaculeatus (alligator pipefish) is the source of this 3703-nucleotide messenger RNA. It is a transcript of the gene tor3a, whose product is annotated as torsin family 3, member A. The transcript has 6 exons. Gene Ontology annotation, cellular component: nuclear envelope; endoplasmic reticulum lumen. Bases 148 to 1263 code for a protein of 371 amino acids. Gene Ontology annotation, molecular function: ATP binding; ATP hydrolysis activity. The record is from RefSeq and is a predicted model, not a curated record. Lineage: Eukaryota; Metazoa; Chordata; Actinopteri; Syngnathiformes; Syngnathidae.